CUUCUAUCAGUCUACCCGGGCACUCGAUGUUGAGGAUAUCACUACAGAGGGGCGGAUGUAACUGUUGUACUGCAUUACGAUCAAGCAAUAAUGUUCCAAAUAUUUAUAAAGAUAGUAUCCAUAGCGAGUGUUUUGGCGUACCACGGGAAGGACACUUCGAUAUGUAACGGAGACCCGGUAUCACCAGUACCUAACAGGCCUCGUCCAAACAUAACCAACACCUUUUCUGCACAUAUUCAAUGUGUGAUAAUGAACAAAAACGAGACCAUCGAUAUACAGGAGUGGUUUGAUGAGUCAGAAAGUCAAGGGCGUAUUAAAGAACACAGCAUGGGCAUUACAGUCGAUGCGUGGUACAGCUAUAACACCAAUGAGUUCAUCUCAUACCUUCCAGGAAGUGGUUGUAGAGUGCAACAGCUUAGUACUUCUAGACAGCGCUUCCUGAUGGGAUACAAUCAGGCUAAUGGCGGGAAGAUUUUCUCAGCUGCGCAGUCGCUCCGAAUGACAGGAACUGGAAUCAAUGAGGUGUACAUGGGCUUAAGUAACAUACGUGGAAUAGCGGUCGACGUGUGGCAGAGCUGUCAGUACUGGGCAAGCAUGGAUGCCACAAUGGUUGUUAAAUGGUACUUCUCAGCGGCCAAUCCUGAGUGGGACACAGCUUUAGGGGUCGUGGUUCCUGUAGGAGCACGCGUCACAGGCGUCAUAUACGAUCCGGAUGGCACGCGCCGACUGUUUGACCACUGGUACGAAAUGUUUCAGUACAGACAAACAAUUGACAACCCUGAGGUUUUCGAGACACCCGCGGGCCUUCAGUGCCCUGGACGAAAAAAUGUGAAAGGCCUCCCCCCAAUACCCGAUGCUUUCAGCUUUAUGUCGGAGAAUGUGGGCAAGAAAAAACGAACAGUAUCUUAUUCGGAGGAGUACUAUUCGUUUAUGGAGAAGCUGGUGAUGUACUACUACCGCCCCCUACCGUCAGACAACAGUCCAUUUGGCACCAGUGAUCUGAGAAAAGUUCACGACUUUUACACAGGCGUGGCUUACACAAUUGACACAAUGCGCGGAAAUUGCACAGUGGGGCCCAUACCGCAGCCGUCGUUUGAUGCAGAGUCUGUUGAUAAUAGCCACAUCAGAAUGACAACUCCAAAAGAAUUUUUCAACUUUGACGACAAUCAGUACACAUAUCAGGGGGUGAAAACUGUUCGCGACAUUGACUGUGAUAGCUGGGUGGGAUUGAAGGCAAAUUGGCCGACACCGGGAAUUAAUUCCACGUGGCAGUGGUACUUCGCUACCAAUCAGUGGGUGGGAGUCAGCACAGGAACAUCACAGGGCGGUACUUUAGUCCAGGUGGUCAUCGAUGUUCCCUCGAUUAACAUUCAUCUUGAAAGCAAUGUCUUCAAUUUUGACACCAACAAUCUAGAUAUUUUCAAAUUUGACAUCAGCCAAUGCUACGUCUACCGGAACAGACGCAAGUUCCAGAUGGAGUUUCCAGGUGAUUUCAAAUCAGCUGUUUAUGGGAACUUGCAUGUUUUCAAAAGCAGCAUACUGAGACGUUUGAGAUAUACCCUUGGCGUAUCCGCUCUUAGAAUAGCCAACCUGAAUAUUGACUACACCCCCAAGAAUAUCAAGGUGACGUUUGAGGUUCUAGAUGUCGCUCCGGUUGUAGGAGACGUCAAGGACAUUGUAAAAGAGACGCCGCUAGAUGUCGCUGCUAACAGGCUGCACAGCAUGGUCCAGAACUCACUGUUUGUCAUUACCCUGGACAGGAAAGCCUUCCCGAACAUUCCUCCGAUGUAUCCUAUAUUACAGUCUUUUAAAGAAACAAUACACCUAAGCAACAGAAAUCAGACUACAGCCGGAAACGGACCAGUGUGUGAAGGCGGAUUUUAUGGAACGAAUUGUUCCAAGCCGUGCGGACACUGUAAUUCAGGGGCGCACUGUAACAUCGUGACAGGAAACUGCCCAAACGGAUGUCAAGGUCACUGGAGCGGAUCUAGAUGUGACGUGUGUGAAGCUGGGCUUUAUGGACCGAAUUGUUCCCAGCUGUGUGGACACUGUAAUUCAGGGACGUUCUGCAAUAGCGGGACAGGAAUCUGUCCUUACGGAUGUCAAGAUCACUGGGGCGGAUCUAAAUGUGACGUUUGUAAAAGUGGAUAUCAUGGAUGGAAUUGUUCCCAGCCGUGCGGACACUGUAAUUCAGGGACGUUCUGUAAUAGCGUGACAGGAAUUUGUCCUAACGGAUGUCAAGGUCACUGGAGCGGAUCUAAAUGUACCGUGUGUGAAGGCGGGUAUCAUGGGCCGGGUUGUUCCCAGCCGUGCGGACACUGUAAUUCAGGGACGUUCUGUAAUAACAUGACAGGAAUUUGCCCUAAUGGAUGUCAAGGUCAUUGGAGCGGAUCUAAAUGUGACGUGUGUGAAGGUGGACUAUAUGGACCGGAUUGUUCGAAGCCGUGCGGGCACUGCAUCUCAGGAACGUUCUGUAAUAACGUGACAGGAAUUUGCCCAAGCGGAUGUCAAGGUCACUGGAGCGGAUCUAAAUGUGACGUGUGUGACGGUGGAUAUUAUGGUUCGGAUUGUUCCAUGCCGUGCGGACACUGCAAUUUAGGGACGAUAUGUAAUAACGUGACAGGAAUUUGUCCAAACGGAUGUCAAGAUCACUGGAGCGGAUCUAAAUGUGACGUAUGUGAAGGUGGAUUCCAUGGACCGGAUUGUUCCAAGCCGUGCGGACACUGCAUCUCAGGGACGUUCUGUAAUAACAUCACAGUGUUUUGUCCUAAUGGAUGUCAAGAUCACUGGAGUGGAUCUAAAUGUGACGUGUGGGAAGGUGGAUUUUACGGACCAAAUUCCUCCAAGCCGUGCGGACACUGUAUUCCAGGGACAUUAUGUAAUAGCGUGACAGGAAUUUGUCCUAAAGGAUGUCAAGGUCGCUGGACCGGAACUAGAUGUGACGUGUGUGAAGGAGGAUUCCAUGGACCAAAUUGUUCCAAGCCGUGUGGACGCUGUAGUUUAGGCACGUACUGUAAUACCGUGACAGGAAUCUGUCCUAACGGAUGUCAAGGUCACUAUAGUGGAUCUAGAUGUGACGUCUGUGGAACUGGACGUUAUGGACCGGAUUGUUCGAAGCCGUGCGGACACUGUAUCUCAGGGACGUUUUGUGAUGAUGUGACAGGAACUUGCCCUUACUUGUGUCAAGGUCACUGGAGUGGAUCUAAAUGUGACGUGUGUGAAGACGGAUUUCAUGGACUGGAUUGUUCCAAACCGUGCGAACACUGUAAAUCAGGAACGUUCUGUAAUAACGUGACAGGAAUUUGUCCUAACGGAUGUAAAGAUCAUUGGAGUGGAUCUAGAUGUGACAUGUGUGAAGGUGGAUUCUAUGGGCCGGAUUGUUCCAAGUCGUGCGGACACUGUAAUACAGGGACGUUCUGUAAUAACGUGACAGGAAUUUGUCCUAACGGAUGUCAAGCUCACUGGAGUGGAUCUAAAUGUGACGUGUGUGAAGGGAAUCUUUACGGAGUGGACUGUUCUAAGCCGUGCGGACAUUGCAAGCGAGGGACAAUCUGCGAUAAAGUGACAGGGGUUUGUCCAGGUGGAUGCCAAGAUCACUGGAGCGGAUCUAAAUGUGACGUGUGUGAAAGAAAUGUUUACGGAGUGGACUGUUCUGAGCCGUGCGGAUACUGUAAGAGAGGGACAACCUGUGAUCAAGUGACAGGGGUUUGUCCAGGUGGAUGUCAAGAUCACUGGAGCGGAUCUAAGUGUGAUGUGUUGCGCGACUCAGGCAGCCUCGGAUUAUCUAACAAUGACAAGGGCUCGUCCAGUGGAACGUCCGUGGCUAUUGGAGUCACGGUAACACUCCUUGUUGUUGCUGUGAUUGUUAUCGCUUUUCUACUGUACGUCAUCCGAAAACGGAGACACCGAACCCCCCAGGAGUAUGCUACUCUACAGGAACAACCCACAAACCACAUCACUAUGUCAUAAGCCGGGAUUCGGGAUUAUCACACACUAGGGAUCUACAUCACAAUGUCAUAAGCCGGGAUUAUCACAAACUAGGGAUCUAUAGCACCAUGUCAUAAACCGGGAUUAUCACAAACUAGGGAUCUAUAUCACCAUGACCUAAGCCGGGACUAUCACAAACUAGGGAUCUCUAGCACCAUGUCAUAAACCACAAACUAGGGAUCUUAUAUUACGUUAUGUCUGACAAUUUGUGGACGCAACCGAAAAAAUGUGAAGCUAUUUGUUGUACUGGUGUGGCUGUGCCCUUGUGAAAUUUUAAACUGGUGAGGAAAGUUCAAUGCUAUCAAACAUAUCAGUUUGGAUAUAAACUCCCAUAUCAUGUUUUAAAGCAAUGCAAUUCAUAUUGUAAACUGUAAGUUCACUCAUGUGCAAAAGUAUGAUCCCAGGAUAAAGCAAAAGACGCUUGAACAUUUGAAGAUUUCAAACAAACGUUUGGCACAGUCUGGAGAAAUGGUAUUUGGUAUAAGUUAUUAUAAAAUGAAAUUGAGAAAAAUAAGUAUGUUUUAUCUGAUUUACGUAUUGAUGAAUCAAAUCUAAGGCAUGACAUCUGAUUUUUGUAUUGUAAUGUCGGAGUUUAUCACUAUUUCUAAUAUAUAUAUAUAUUUAUAUUAAUGACCUAGAAGAGUUUUUGUUGGACAAAAAUAGUGUUGGUUAGCAAUGCAAUAUAUGUAGUUCUAUCGAAGAAGAUUUGUUUUUCUACCUACAG
Ostrea edulis (European flat oyster) is the source of this 4711-nucleotide messenger RNA. RefSeq names its product multiple epidermal growth factor-like domains protein 11. Lineage: Eukaryota; Metazoa; Mollusca; Bivalvia; Ostreida; Ostreidae. Bases 91 to 3969 code for a protein of 1292 amino acids. The record is from RefSeq and is a predicted model, not a curated record. The transcript is spliced from 30 exons.